AUGAGGUUGAGCUCACUUUUGCUGGUGCUUGGCAUUGCUUCUGUGGUCUUCAGCGACACCUGCUCGAAAGACUCUUGUCCGACAAUGUCCGUGAACGAGAGGACCUUUAUCUGCGUGAAGCCCGACGGUGUGCACAGAAACCUUGUCGGAAAGAUCAUCCAGAGGUUUGAGGAGCGAGGCUACAAGCUCGUGGCUCUGAAGAUGAUGACUGCAUCAAAAGAGCACCUGGAGGUUCACUACAAGGAUCUUAAGGACAAGCCUUUCUUCCCGCACCUCAUACAGUACAUGGGGUCUGGACCAGUUGUCGCCAUGGUCUGGCAAGGUCUAGACGUUGUUAAGCAGGGACGUUCGAUGCUGGGGGCAACCAAUCCAUUGGCAUCAGCUCCAGGAACGAUCCGUGGCGAUUUCUGCAUUCAGACAGGUCGCAACAUUUGCCACGGUUCCGAUUCAGUGGAUUCGGCACAGAGAGAGAUAGCCCACUGGUUCAAGCCCGAGGAAAUUAACGACUAUGAAAGUCCAUUCAUCAACUCCUGGGUUUAUGAAUAG
Molecule: messenger RNA, 546 nt
Organism: Necator americanus (New World hookworm)
Lineage: Eukaryota; Metazoa; Nematoda; Chromadorea; Rhabditida; Ancylostomatidae
Exons: 3
Coding region: 1-546 (181 amino acids)
Biological process (GO): UTP biosynthetic process; GTP biosynthetic process; CTP biosynthetic process
Molecular function (GO): nucleoside diphosphate kinase activity
Source: RefSeq, a predicted model, not a curated record